AAAAAAAGAAGAAGAAAGGAAACAGUCUUCGUGCAGGUCCCCGAGCCGAGAACCAGAGCUGCAGAGUCCAGACCGACUAAACCAUCAGAUUCCCCUACCGCCACCGCCCACCGGCGACCACUUGCCGCCCUCCACCGUACAGCAGACACUUUCUUCCGCCUCAUCGAUGUAGAAAGGCUUGUCCUCCCAAAUCUCAGCCAGCCGCCCCUCCACAGGCGGGAGAUCGGUUACUACUCGAUCGGGAGCGCCUUCUUCUUCCACAACCAUGUACCUGCCUGGCCGCCUCCACUAAAAGGGCAGCAAAAUCCUCCCCACCCUGUCCCCUGAAGAGUAAACCACAGCCGCCACCGCCGGCUAUAGUCUUCCAUAGCGUCCGACGCUUUCUUCCUCUUCAACGACGCACCUGAAUCACUCGCCUCCGGUAAACAGCAAAAUCCCCCCCUUUCCUAGAAAUUUUUUCCUCCCUUUCUUGGCACCCUGGUCUCCUCAGGAGCAGAGUUCCAUGGCAAUCGUUGCUGCAUCCGUCUGGGCUGUAGCCGUGGUUGGCUGGUUGGUGUCGCCCAUCAUCACCUUGCUCCUACGCAAGAUGCUCUCCCGCCUCGGCUUCGACGCGUCCCACAAGCUCCUGGAGCUGGAGAUCCGCAUCGUCCCUGAGCUCAAGGAGACGAGGCGUGCCUUAUGUCAACAGUCGAUCCUUGCCGCCAAGCAAGAGACAGCGACGCAUAUAAAAUUUAAAAAGAAAUUCGGGCCGGUCGUGCUCCAGAAGAUGGUUCAGUUUGGCAGGAUGGAGGCCAUGCUGGUUCACGCUCUGGAGGAUGCGGAAGACAUCUUCCAUAAUCAGCAGGAGAUCAAGCUGUACCGCAGCAGGUGUUGGCACGGCCUCUACCGUGUCUCCGCCAGCUGCAUUGCUCGCUUCAAAAGCAGGUGCCUGUGGAUCGCACGCAUCAUCGUGAGCGGAUCAGCUCAACUAUUGCAUCGGGCGUGGAAGAUCUCCUUGGGUAGGUCAGAGGAUGUACCUCCGGUCACUACCUGUUCUGCGGUCUCAGAUGGACCAGUUGGUGCCGCCGCAGCAGAAUUAACAGUUCUGGUGAUUGCACCCUCAGAUUCCUUGUGGUGGUGGUGGUCAUCUUGUUGGUGCAGCUCCUUCAGGAACUGUUGUAUGUCCAUAUUCUACUGGUUAGUUCAUGCAACUGAGGCCGCCCACACUUACCGGAACUGGUCCUAUGACGUAGUUGGUAUCACAGGUUACCAGGAGAAUGCCUCUAUGUUAGAUAUUUUGCUUAUUACUAUCUCAAGACGAAAUUUGAAGAAAAGAAUAGAGAAAAUAGAAAGCACCGUCAGUGACGUGAAGGAGUCACUCCUAGUCCUAAGUGUAGCAAGGAAGCGCGCAUCACAAUUUCUUGCUGACUGUAAUGACAAUGCAUCAGAAGAAGACACUAAUGAAUAUGAUGGGAAUGCAUCAGAAGAAGACACUAAUGAAUAUGACGGGAAUGCAUCAGAAGAAGACUCCAAUGAAUAUGAUGGGAAUGCAUCAGAAGAAGACUCCAAUGAAUAUGAUGGGAGUGCAUCAGAGGAAAACUCCAAUGAAUCUGAUGGGAAUGCAUCAGAAGGAGACUCUAACGAAUCUGAUGGGACUGCAUCAGAAGAACACUCUAAUCAAUCUGGUGCAUCACAAGACUCACUCACACUAGACUUAAGUGCAGGAGGGUAUAAGUUAAAGCAGCUAAGGGACAUAAGCAAGUUGCAUUUCAAUCUGGAGAUCUAUGGCCUUGAAAAAGUUAAAAGCACGGAUGAAGCUCUUGAAGUCAAUCUAGCUGCCAAGUUUGAGGUCAUUAAACUGACAUUGGAUUGGGGUGAUGCUGAUGAUGGUACAAGGUGCAGUCCAGAAGUUGAAGCAGAGAUACUUGAGGUCCUAUGCCCUCCCGUGCGGCUUUUAACUCUGUACAUUGGUGGCUACAAAGGUUCGAGGUACCCAGAUUGGAUGGUGAGCAAGCAGAACGGUAGCACAAAGGACCUGGUAGAACUUGUAUUAGGUGGAUGGAGUCAACUGGGACCUGGUCCUGAACUUGUGGCUUUCCCUCAUCUUUGUAGCCUAGAGCUUGUGUCUUGCAGCUGGAAUGCCUUGCCUGACAAUAUGGAGCGCCUCACAUCACUCAAGAGACUGGAGAUCGUAUAUUGCGACAAUAUCCGGUCGCUUCCAACACUUCCCCAGUCUCUUGUGAAGUUUAUUCUUAUUGAUUGCGAUUAUGAGUUUAUGGAGUUCUGUCAAACAGUUGGGCAUCCAUAUUGGCAAAAGAUUGAGCACAUCCCAGAGAAAAUAUUUAAUGUCAAUUUCAACCCAUUCCCAGACUCUGAUGACUCUCAAGAGACUAAUGCUUCGCCGUCGUGAAUUAGAACGUGAGAUCCUGAGCCAAAUAGAGCCAGGCCAGUUGAAUGGAUGCGUGACAUCAGUUCCUUGGGCGCGCUCUUCAUUGUCACGUUUGUUUCUGCACUGUGAUUUUAGAGUGAAGGAGACAUCUGUAUAGGUAGAAGGGUGAAUAAUGUAUGCCACGACUUAAAACCACUAGGAAGUAAACUUAUGAUAACUUAUUGGCUGAACUGAUAGCCGUACUGUUGAAUCAAUUUGCCAUUUUCACUA
Molecule: messenger RNA, 2638 nt
Organism: Triticum aestivum (bread wheat)
Lineage: Eukaryota; Viridiplantae; Streptophyta; Magnoliopsida; Poales; Poaceae
Exons: 3
Coding region: 503-2389 (628 amino acids)
Source: RefSeq, a predicted model, not a curated record